This is a messenger RNA of Caenorhabditis briggsae, 2814 nucleotides long. The transcript is spliced from 16 exons. Lineage: Eukaryota; Metazoa; Nematoda; Chromadorea; Rhabditida; Rhabditidae. The record is from RefSeq and is a predicted model, not a curated record. The coding region runs from base 1 to 2814 and encodes 937 amino acids.
AUGCUAUCAUCAUUGCUCCAAGAUAAAUACGAUCGCCAUGAACUCAAUGAUCUCUUUUUCGAAGAACUGGCCAAUUUGAGAUACGGAGAUACUGCUGACGAAAAACAAAAAUAUGAUCAAAUUGGAGAGAAGUUCGAGUUUUGGAAAUCCUUGUCAGGUGCGCAAAAAAGGAGUUGUGUCGUUGAUCCUGGGAAAACAAUCAGAAACAAGAAAUGGGAUGUUGCCAAUGGAAUCACUAUCUCCGACCGUCUCUUAAACUCGUCUGAGGCCGACACAACCCGCGGGGAAACUAUCGAAAAGCCCCUGUCAGAUGCAUUCGCGAUGUUCCCAUUGUCCUUCGAUAAAUUCCACAAUGCCACACAAAGCGUACCCGAAUCUGAUCUUUUCAUCAGAGGAUGGUUCGAAAGAAAACACGCUGAACUACUAAACACAUUUGGAAAUCAAAAAACAUCGCAAGAGGGAACAAGUGGUUCAGACGAAGUAAAGAUAACAUACUGGCGAACUCCUCACGGAUAUUCAAGCGACAACGAUACAUUUUGGAGAGUCGAUAUAUGUGAAAAAAUCCAUAAAAUCCAGUCAACACAAAAAGCUCAAAGUCUUGCUGCCAAGACAAGAAUAAUAUACUCGCAUAUCUCUCCUAACGAAUCUCCGAGAAACAUUCCACCACUCUCUGCAAUGGACCUGUGCGGCGAGAUUCAUUCACCACAACAAUCGCCAUGUGUGGUCCCCAAAGGAAAAGUAAGACACUCAACCCCAGAACAUAUUUGUAACACUCGCAUAUCUCAGGGACAUCCAGCGGCGAGUCUCGUAAAUGAAGUUCAAAAGAGAAGACAUCAGAUAUUGAAUGGGAUUAAUCCGAUAGAUAUGGAAGCUUUUGAAAAACAUUUUGAGGCAUUGCAACAAAAAAGAAUGGCUGGACAUGUUUCUGGAAACGUUCUAAGCACCAAUUCCUCGACGAGUUCUACAGGAGAUGUUCUACAAUAUCCAAGCUCUGAAGUUCCCGAUUCCUUCUCCACUGAUCCAACAACCCUUGGACACAACCAACCGUCAACCAGCGCACAGGUUCGAAGAGAUUUGCCUAGGUCGAGAACUAUGCUCGAGGAGCUCCUGUCGGGGAACAAUACUUCGUCCUUAUUGAUUCAGAAUCUAGUAGACGUCGACCAAGUCUCCAUGGGGAAUCAGGAGACUCAACAAGUGUCUGUUUCCAAUGAUGAAUUAUCCUGCUCAGAAAUAUUGCUCGAUGAUGUACCAUCCUGCUCAGAAAUAUUGCACAAUAUGUCGUCCUCGUCGAUUCAAAACCCAAUAGAUGCCAUCCAAGUCUCCGUCGAGAACCAAGAGACCAAAAAAACGUCUGUCUCUGAUGAUGGACAAUCCAGCCCAGAAAUAUUGCUUCUCAACAUCACUCAUCCCGCCACCAAUAGAAAACGAUCAAAAUUACAGAGUCACAGAGCAGCCCCCAAACCAAAAGUCCCAGCCACAACUUUCGAUUCAGCUCGCACACCUGAAAUUCAAGAUUCUGUUCGCUCGGAAAACUCCGGAGUGGGUGUUAGGAGAUCCGAGUCUAGACUUGGAACAAAUGCUCAACAAAGCUUUCCGAGAAGAAUCGAAAAACCUGCUAGAAGAAAUGUCGUGGAAGAUGCUGGAGUAGGAGACGAUUUUGUGAUGCACACCUCAUUCGAAAUCGAGUAUGACGGCCCACAGGUUCCCGCAACGUCUUCGAAUCCUGCACACGCAUAUGAGUCAUCUUUCAACAGUAUCGAUGAAAGUAUUGAUAUAAUCGCCAGAGGUGAAGAUAAAAAAGAUCCGGAGAGGAAUUGGUCGAGACAAAAACGACAAGGCAUGGCAAGGAGAAGAAAGAGACUCGCUCAAUCUGCGAAUGAAGUUGGAAUUGAAACCGGCAAUGUUUUUGGAGAUGUUUCAAGAACCGUUUCAACAGCGAAUUCCAGAAUCCAACAAGCCGAAAAUAUUUCCCACACAUUUCAGCCCCAGACAGCUUCCACAGGCUCAAGAGGUCUUCUAGCUGAAAUCCUAGCGAAGAAGACGUUGCCAACAAUUGCGGAAACCGUUUAUCUGGGUGCAGGACAAAUCUGGAAUCAAGAUUCUUCGUGGAAUGCAUCAGCUUCAACAGUCAGCUGCCCUCCCUCAUCUUCGAAUUCCGUCUACACAGAUGAGAUUCUAGAAUAUGUUCCUCUAGAAGGUGAAGGAAUUGAUACGAGAAACGGGAUGGAUUCAAGAAGAUCAGAAUCCAGUACUGGUACAACUGCUCAAAGAAACUCCCCAAGCAGAGUCGAGGAGUCUUUUGGAGAAAAUGCUACAGUUGUUGAAGGUUUUGGAGUAGGAAACAACUUUGCGUUGAACACCCCGAGUUAUCCAAUUGGAGUCGAUUUUGACUUCCAGAGAGCUCUUCGCUCUUUGCCGGAUUAUUCCAACAUGUUGCCACCAACCGGUUUUGGAAAAUACCAACCGUCAACCAAUGCACAGUAUCCCAUUGGAGUUCCCGAUUUCUACUUGCCACAAGCAACUUAUGGAGAGAAUCACACUUCAAACAUCUCACAGAUGUCUUCGCCUCCUCCGAAUGCGAUUUCGACACAUCAUUCAACGCUCUCCAUCGCACCACCGCCAAGAAUGAUAUCAUCAAUCAUGAACCAUUUGUCAACACAAAUGAAGAAGCGUGAGGAGAGUGGCUGCCUGGACUUCUCUAAAAUUGAAGUCAAUUUGAAGGCCACUGGCAAAGAGUUGGACGACACAAUCUCCUUCGUCAACAAUCUCACCGCACAGUUGGAGUCGGCAAAACAAGGCGUAUCGUAUCAGUAG